Mizuhopecten yessoensis (Yesso scallop) is the source of this 2715-nucleotide messenger RNA. Its product is annotated as serine-aspartate repeat-containing protein F-like. Bases 306 to 2039 code for a protein of 577 amino acids. Gene Ontology annotation, molecular function: calcium ion binding. The record is from RefSeq and is a predicted model, not a curated record. The transcript has 5 exons. Lineage: Eukaryota; Metazoa; Mollusca; Bivalvia; Pectinida; Pectinidae.
GAGAUCCCGGGGUAGAGACGGUAUCCGAGAUGGCGGACCGGAACAUGGGAUGAGUUAUUUAACUGACAAGCUGAAACAGCAAGGUAAACAUUGAAAACCACAUCACUAUUAGAUCAACACACAAUUUGGAAAAUCAAAUAAUAAUUUGUCGGGUGUUCGUUUAAUGUAAAGCCAUAGUGACCGUACUAGGACAUCGGUCACGGAGUGGGCACUGCAGCGAGGACACCGAAAUAUAACAGACAGGACUGACAGGAAGGGAACCAUCUCGUAACCAAGGCAACAGAAGUUUCCAUCGGCGUCAUUAAAUGGCAUCCAACAAGUAUGUACGCUACAAGAAAGUGUUUUCAUCUCUACAGAAGGCGGAAAUAGACAUGUACCGUGACGUAUUCAAGUUUUUCGACAAGACCAACAGAGGCUACCUGAUAGUGGAGGACUUCGCUAGGGCUCUACAAUGUAUCAGCCAGUCCCCGGCGGAGGGCGAGGCCGAGGCUCUGCUUAAACUUCACGACGUCAACGGUGACGGCAAGGUGACGUUUGAGGAGAUGGUGGUGAUUACAGUAAAGAGAAAGAAGUUAUCAGACGAUGAAUCAGAGAUUCAAAAAGUGUUCAGGAAGUUUGACAAAAACAGGGACGGAUUUCUGACACGAGACGAGCUCGCGGAGGUCGUAACCGCUAUGGGUGAAAAACUUGGCAUAUCAAGCGUAGAAGAUAUAAUGGAACAGUUCGACAAAAACCACGACAACGUCAUACAAUAUGAAGAGUUCGCAAAGAUGAUGGAAGGGGGCAAUGAUGCUGAUGAGGAGGGGAGGGAGGAACAAGACGAAUCGAAGGCGGAGGCUAAUGCCGACGCGCCAACGGACAAUAACGUUGACGAGAAACCUGACGAGAAGACACAAGAAAAGAGUGAAGCAAAGCCCGAAGGAAAAUCCGGAACGAAGGGUAGUAAUAGCAAAUCAGAAGGGAAGAGCAAAACAAAGGGAAGUAAUAAAACUGGAGGCAAAUUUGGAACGAAAUCUGACGGUAAAACAAAUUCGAAAAAUGACGCUAAACAUGCCGCAAAAAGUGACGUGAAAGGUGACGUCAAAACGGACGACAAGUCUAACGUGAAAGGCGAAGCAAAACAAACUGGUAAAUCUGGUGCGAAAAGGGACGUUAAGAGCGACUCGAAAUCAGAAGCCGGGUCCAGUAUAAAAAGUGAUUCUAAAUCUAACAGUACAAAAAGUGAUUCUAAGUCCGACAGUAGUUUAAAUCAAGAUGACGCAAAGAGUGAGACAAAAUCUGACGCGCAAGGAGACAUAAAAGCGGUCAUUAAACUUCAAGGAAAAUCAGACGGGAAGAAUGCCAAGGAAAAAGAGAGUAGGUUGAGCGCAAAAAGUGACACCGGAAGUGAUACAAAAUCGGACGGGAAGUCCAGUCCGAAAGUUGACUCGAAACACAACACAAAAUCGGUUGCUGGAAAAUCAAAAGGCGACCUGAAGUUGCAAAUAAAAGCAGACUCCAAGGGAAACAUGAAAAGUGACAUGAAAUCGCACACACGAAGCGACUCAAAGGGAAGUGACGCUAAAUCGCACACACGAAGCGACUCAAAGGGAAGUGACGCUAAAUCGCACACACGAAGCGACUCAAAGGGAAGCGACGCUAAAUCGCACACACGAAGCGACUCAAAGGGAAGUGACGCUAAAUCGCACACACGAAGCGACUCAAAGGGAAGGGACGUUAAAUCGUACACACGACGCGAUUCAAAAGGAAGCAUAAAAAGUGAUGACGGGAACACAAAACCUGAGAAAAAAAUAUUCAAAAGAACAGGCUCUGAUGGAAGCAUAAAAAGUGAUGGGAAAACCCAAACAAGAAGAAAUUCAAAGGGGGACAUAAAACCGGAGAAAAAAAUGUUCAAAAGAACAGACUCUGAUGGAAGCAUAAAAAGUGAUGGGAAACCCCAAACAAGAAGAAAUUCAAAGGGAAAUAUAAAACCUGAGACAAAAAUGUUCAAAAGAACAGACUCGAAGGGAAGCGUGAAAAGCGAUACUGCGUCUAUUUGAAGCUCAACGGACGAAAACAAAUUAUCAACCAAUACAAACAACAAAACCUGAACUGAUAUCAUGAUCAGUUCUAGUUUAUAAUUACGCCCCAAUAAACCUUGAAAACUGAUGUGAUCCCCGUAGAUGGGUAGCACCUUCGUUACGUGAUAUUUAUAUUAACGAAAUAUUCUGCCUGUUAUUCGUCCCAAUUAAGGGAUUUUGUUCAAUAAAUUUCUCGUGUGAAAUUUCAUGUUAGAAAUGUUCGUAUGCUACAUCUAUUUUCAUUCCCGAAUCAUCAAAUCUUAUCAAGUCUCAAAUCUUUUCAUUACAUCAAGCGUAAUAGCUGUAUACAUAUGUAGCAGGUUUCUUCCUUACACCAAACGACGUGUUUUGUGAGGAAUGGUAAUCGUAAAAGGUACAAUGCAUGUUUAACUCAACCAAAAGUUUGUCAAACAUUUCCGCUUUGAUAACUGUGCAAUACACACCCUGUUCUCAUGAUCCAACGGUGGAGCUGUCAUGUGAUUUCAAUUCUUGGUGUACCCAAGGUCUUCCCGAAAUGGCGACUGAAAUCCAUGUUCAUGUUUAUAAUAAUGAUGUAUCUUUAUGAACAAUAUCUUUAUUUUACCCACCUCAACAACGAAGCUUUCCAAGCAGAUUUUUUAGAUGAUUUUUUGUAAUCAAUAAAAAUCGAAAUUUC